AUCCACUCCUGUGAACAACACGAGUUCCAAGGACAGACUGGAAACGUAAGGAUCUACAGAUUGUCCGGGACCAAAGCCCGACACCUUUGACUUUUGGAGCGCCAGCCUGCUGGCGUAGCUUCAGAAAAUGGACCUCAGAGUAACAAGCAUUCUUCUUCUCCUUGUGGUAUUGGCUGAGGCAACCCCUGAGAGAUACUAUCAUGUGAAAAAACAGCCUUAUCAUACAAAAUCUCAUGCUGUUGCUGGGACACCUGGUACCCCUGGUUCCCCAGGUGAACCUGGGCCCCCCGGCCCACCUGGCCCACCAGGUUUUCCUGGAAAAAAUGGUGUUGGAUACACCGGACCUAUGGGCCCACCUGGACCACCAGGUCCAGCAGGCUACUCCUCACCUGGUAAACCUGGCAGUCCAGGUUCAUCUGGAAAACCAGGUGCACCUGGAUUUCCAGGUGAGAAGGGAAAUCCUGGGCCUGCAGGACCCCAAGGUGCACGAGGAGCACCAGGAUCACCUGGAAUACCAGGACCUGCUGGCAUAUCUUCUCCUGGAAAGCCUGGACCACAUGGUCUUCCCGGGGCCAUGGGCCCUCGUGGAGAACCUGGCUUAAAGGGGCAGCCUGGAAUUCCUGGGCUACCAGGUCACAAAGGAGAUCCCGGCCACGGUAUUCCAGGAGGACCUGGUGGCCCAGGUCCAAUGGGCCCUCAGGGGCCUUCUGGUCAGCCUGGUCAGCCUGGAAUUGGAAAGUCUGGACCAGCUGGAUUUCCUGGAGAACCAGGAAAGACAGGAAUGCCAGGUAGGGAUGGGUCACCAGGUCCUAUGGGCAUCCCAGGCCCAAAGGGUCACACAGGGGCACCUGGAAUAGGAGCACCUGGAAAACCAGGCCAGAAUGGCGCUCCAGGUAUGCCUGGGCCAAUGGGACAAAAAGGUCCUCAAGGACCAGCAGGACAACCAGGAGCUCCUGGUCUGCCAGGAACUGGCGAACCUGGAUCACCUGGACUUCCAGGAGAACGGGGAGUUUCAGGAACUCCAGGAACAACAGGCCAAAAGGGAGAGCCAGGGCCAAUAGGACACACAGGUCAGCCAGGUGCUAUUGGGCCAACAGGUCUAUCUGGUCCUCAGGGUUCUAGGGGAUUCCAAGGAGAGACAGGUCCACAGGGGGCUAAAGGUGAUAUUGGUAUGGUUGGGGCACCAGGGUCAAGAGGUGCUAAAGGUGAUCAGGGUGCACAAGGCUUCACAGGAAAACCCGGUAUUCCAGGUGCAGCAGGUCCCCCAGGCCCAAUGGGUCACAUGGGACAUCAGGGUCCCAAGGGAGAACCAGGAUUUACCGGUGCUCCAGGUAUCCCAGGUAGCAAGGGACCACCAGGAGAUAAGGGACAUCCAGGGCUUCAAGGGCAACCAGGUGGCAGGGGUGAAAAUGGCAUCCCUGGAGCGAGAGGUCCGGUAGGCCCCGUAGGACCAGAGGGUCCACCUGGGCUUAAGGGCCAUCCAGGACUCCCAGGGCCCCCUGGCCCAGCAGGGUUCACGGCUAAAGGAAUCGCUGGACCUCAAGGUCCUCCUGGGAUCCCUGGUUCCAGAGGUCAUGAUGGUCUCCCAGGUCCACCAGGACCUCCUGGGCCCCCCGGCCCCGCAGGCGAGAUUGUUUACCACCAUGAGAAAAGCAUGCCAAUUAAAUCCCAUGAAAUGGCAAUGCCUUUAAGUCAUGAGGUGAUGAAGGCACCCAUGUCAGCAUUCACAGCUCUUCUUACCACAGCUUAUCCAAAUGCUGGAACACCAAUUGUGUUUAACCAGAUUGUGUACAAUGGAGAGAACCACUAUGAUCCUAAUACUGGUGUGUUCACCUGUCAGGUUCCAGGACUUUACUACUUCUCUUUCCAUAUGCAUGUCAAUGGGGCAAAUGCUUUGGUAGCACUUUACAAAAAUAGAGAGCCAGUCAUGUUCUCUUAUGAUGAAUACAACAAGGGUUUUCUUGAUCAGAUGUCUGGCAGUACUGUCCUUAUGCUGCAUGCACAUGACACGGUGUACAUCCAGGUUCCAGAUGACCAGUCCAAUGGCAUUUAUGCUGAUGAAAAUGUACACUGUUCUUUCUCUGGGUUUUUGAUUGCCUCAACGUGAUAAACAUGCUCAAGAAAACCUCAAACUUUCGAAUUCAACUGUCUGCUUUUAUACAUAAAUGUUCCUGUUGUCAUUAGUCAAAGAGAAUAUAAAAGGAUGACUAAUUUAGAAAUCUAUUGUCUGUAGCUUGAAUUACCUUCUUGUACAUCAACUUAAGGCUGAUUUGUAUGGAAAUAUUUAGGAAAUCUCAAAUGUUAUGGAAAUAAAAACAACAUAAAAUUAUCCAAGAAAUUAGACAAUGGACCUAUCGCAUCUGCCUAAAAAACUGAACUGAUAUUAAUGUACUGAAAUGGUGCUCUGUGCUUGCCUUGUUUUAGCAGAAAUUUCCUGUGUUUUUAUGUUUGGAAAAUUCAGUCUCUCAGCACACAAUGGCCUUUUUUAGAAACAUUAAGCCAGCCAGGAUAUUUAAAAAUGUAUGUAUAAAUGGAUUAAAAGUGAAUAAUAAUUGUUGUUGUUUUUUUCCCAGUAAACUCUGUAAUAUUUCACAAGGUGUUUAAUAAUAUGUGCAUUUUAUUACCCAACACAAAUAAAGUUUUUGUGCCAGUGUU
Messenger RNA from Myxocyprinus asiaticus (Chinese sucker), 2655 nucleotides. Its product is annotated as collagen alpha-1(X) chain-like. Lineage: Eukaryota; Metazoa; Chordata; Actinopteri; Cypriniformes; Catostomidae. The transcript has 3 exons. Gene Ontology annotation, molecular function: protein binding. The record is from RefSeq and is a predicted model, not a curated record. Bases 128 to 2107 code for a protein of 659 amino acids.